AUGAGCUCACCUCCGCCAGACGAUGUGCGUGAGCACGUUAACCACCCGGAGACUGUCCGUGCUCGUUUGCAUAAUGUCACUAUCCCCGUGGCCAAGAUGUCACUCGAGACUGCGAAGUCGCUCAUUGGCAACGUUCAAGCCGGCAAAGUGGUCCCCAAGGAGAUCAACAUCACCGCUAUGAAAAUCGUCUCCUCGGGAAAACAGGUCGUUGACGUUGUGCGGGACAUCUCUGUCGUGUAUCAAGUCGGGCAGGACUCGAUCACGUACUACUCGUCAUUCAUAAAACUAGAGUCGGACAGGCGAGACGACUCCAACCAGCAGAUCGCCGUCGUGACCUAUGCGAUGUCGAAUGUGAUGUUCGAGCUGCACCACCUCGUCCCGUAUGACUUCCUCCGCGACGAUCUGAGGGAUCACCUUGAGUAUCUCCUGAAGCGGAUGGAAGAUUCGAUGAAGGAGUUCGGUGCUUACUCGCAGAUGUGCUACAAGCACAAGAGCAUGCUCGCGGUGAUGCGCGCCAACCAGCUCAAAGGCCGCCUGCAACAGUUCUGGGACGAGUUCAUGGAGCACCGGCAGGGGUUCACGCAGUUCUUCGGCAUCCAGAUGACCGCGCCGGCCGUCGACUUCCGCAAGAUCGUCGACCAGGUCGGGCAGUCGACCCCGAGGGAGAAGAAGGCGGCCGAGUACAUCAAGAAGAACGGCGGGCCUGAUCGUGUUAUGAACGAUCCCAAGUUGUUGGAUCAAGUCGCGAAGAUAUUGGGCGAGAAGAUCAACGGCCAGCUCCGGAACGCCCUCCAUCAGGACUUGAGCGAGCUUCUUGAAGAUAACAAACGGGCAUUCGAGUUCAAGAUCGAUGGCGCCACGCAGCAAAUCAGAGAUGCGUUGCAGCUCUCUCAGGACGCUAUCUUGAGAAGGCUCGACGAUGGCCCUCACGAGCUCAUCAAAGACGAGGACAUCAAGAAAAUCUGGAAAGAUAACGUGAGUGAACAAUGGCGCUCGAACGUCAAGAGUAGAAUAUUCAUGGACGCCAUCCACGACUUCUACGAGCCUCGCGUUCGACAGCAGAUGCAGGAGGCAGGGACGAAUCAUCCUGACGAGUGGACGCUGCCGUUCUUGAACAAAGUCAUGUACCGGCCCGCUAUCGCGGAUGCGAUCGACUCCGACGGCAGUGGUUACAUCUCGGUGGAGGAGUGCAACGGCUUCAUCGAGUCGAGACCGCCAGGAUGGAGCGUGCCUCAGUGGCUGGCCUUCUGGGCAAUCGUGUGGCUGAUGAACAACGAUGACUACCGCAUCAAAGUCGACACACUCAUCGCUGAAAUCAAAGAUCUCGCCUCCAAGACCAAACGCGCGAACAAGAAGGCCGUCGAGGACUACGUCUCGUGGAUGGAUCCGAUUGACCCGAUCGUGCUGCAGUCGCUUGACUGGGGCGUGUCGGAGAACACGCCGAUUGGGCUCAACACGGAGGACCUGUACCGCGUGCAGGAGAAGUACACGAAGUACGAGGAAAACAAGCUAACCGAGAAGCUGAAGGCCGUGGACUAUUACAUCGAGGACGCAGCGACGGUGGCCAUGAUCACAGGACAAGAUCGGAUCGAGCUUACGAUUAUGCCCCUCCUCUAUCUCAUCCUGCAAGCCCAGCGCACGGUCAUCGAAAAGUCGACGAAGCAGGAGAUGGACCAGUCCGAGUUCGAGCGCCUGUCGGACACGCUCAACGAGGUUCUGCUGCGGUUCGACUGCCGGCUGGACGACCUCGAGCGCGGGUGGAAGCAGCAGCGGAUGGACGUCGACGUCCAGGUCGCGUGCUUCGCCGGGGGCAUAUUCAGCGGGUGGUAUGUCAAGCGCCAAAACCCGCCCAAAGAUCUCGUGGGGCUGCUCAACUUCUGGAACGGCACUAACUGGGAGGUGGACGAUGACGACGGUAGCGACGACACGGCGGUCGCCGUGACGCUCGAUUCGCUCAAUGAUCGCGUGAGCAGCGUCGAGACGAGGCUGAGCAACAUCGAGACACUCUUGCAGGCGAUGGCGGAGAAGUUCGGGAUCGACCCGAGCGUGCUUCAGCAUGAUGGGCCGCAGAAAGAUGCCGAAAAGAGUGAGAAUGGGGACGAGGAGGAGCAACAUGAUGAUGAUGAACAGCAGAACGAGGAACAGCAGAACGAGGAACAGAACGAGGAGGAAGAGGAGCCAGAACAACAGGACGAAGAGGAACAGCCAGAAGAAGAGGAGCAACCAGAGGAGGAUGACGACUAUUGA
Coniophora puteana RWD-64-598 SS2 is the source of this 2247-nucleotide messenger RNA. RefSeq lists its product as uncharacterized. The transcript is spliced from 17 exons. Bases 1 to 2247 code for a protein of 748 amino acids. The record is from RefSeq and is a predicted model, not a curated record. Lineage: Eukaryota; Fungi; Basidiomycota; Agaricomycetes; Boletales; Coniophoraceae.